AUGCGGAUAGAGAAGAUGGUGUUGAAAGACGAAUUGCUGCACAUCGGUGUGGCAUCAGACGUUUCUUCCGUGGCGCUGCGGCCGUACGUCAUUCCUCUUGACCACUGCGCUGUGAGUCCUCUCUUCUGGGGGGAACAGCACCCCAGCUGCCAGUGCGUUCCGUCAACACCAGGGAAGCGGCGUGGUGUAGUGUCACUUGUGUAUCCUAUAAAGACGUUUGAACAGCAAUUCAAAGAUUACCUCACCCACAUGAGCAAUUCAUCGCAUCGAGGCAUUCAGCUUGCCGUUUUCGUGCCGACUAGUUACAGCGGUCGGCACCGGCCGGUGACUGUUGGAAAGAGUAUUGUGGCGCUAGACGAACUAAAACCUUCAUGUCCCAUCUCCGGUUGGUUUACCAUCAUGAGUGAUGAAACAACGACCGAUGAUGCUGUGCAGAAUGAGGGUGAAAAGGGUGUGCCAGGGGCUUUAGUGGAGGUAGGGAAGUUGAAAAUCACCUUUACAGUUGCAUUCUUUACGCGGGCGCCUCCGUCACCGCCCCGGCCUGCAGCCCGGGCCGCCUCCGCGAUGUCCCGAGGAAAAAGUGUUGAAGUAGAAGAAAGGACGCAACUGCUGCUGCAGGAAGGCGGGAGGUGUCAUGAAACGGAGUCCUCGACGGCACAGGCACCGCCGUCGUCCUUGCACGAAGCGAGUGUCGCCGCGGCGGUGCAACUAUCACCGAAACCAAAACUUCAGCAAGCACAACAACAGCAACGAAUAGAAAGAGGUGAAACAACAGAACGAGUACGAUUUGCUCCUCAGGCGCAAGCCCACGAAGCUUUGACAGCGGUGAUUGAAUCGUCCAAGUCAGCGCUUCCAACAACACCACUUAAUUUAGAAACAGAGUUGAACCGACGAGAUACGAUUGGCCAACUCCUUCAACGGGGGUAUCGCUUACGCGAAAAAAUGGCGAAGGCAACCUCUACUCAUGGCGGUAUUGAAGCUAUUUCCUCUCCUGUCAACCUUAUCUCUACACGCCCAACCCCCAGUGUGCUUCAAAACACAGGCUACAUUCCCCCUCCGUCGGGUGCUGAACACCUUCAUGGCAGUUUGCCCAUUCCACGUGAUACGCUUGAAAGUUCUGCUAGUUCGGGGAGCGAUGCGUCGAUGGAAAGCAGUGUAGAGGAUGAGGAUGAUGAUGAUAAUGGCGGUGGCAUUGGGGUUGCGCGGCAUGACAAGGAUCAGAAAUCAUGGUCUGACGUUAAAACAGGGAAACGUCCGUUUCGGUUGCCAUUUCGCACUGGUGGGACAACCCUCAGCGAGGAUGCGUAUGUGGAGGUUGACAUCUCUCGAAUUGCGUUUGCAUCGGGGCGAAGCACUUUGGGAAUGGAGGAGAUGCGUAUCGGUAUUCGUCUCUCGAAGGACGUCAAAACUGACGAACCGGUGGAUUCCUACUCUUCCUAUGUACAUCGUGUUCCCCUUGUCCGUGGUGCAGACCACCACAUCGUUAUCGGUUUUCCGGUGCGCGCGUUCAGUGCGGACAAAAGUCGCAUGGUCAUAUCGUUCUACCGGGUGCGGUCCGCGCCGGUGGCGAACCCGCCCGGUGAGUUGCUGCUGCCGGUGCCACCCUCCGCGCAGAGGGUGCUCGUGGAGGAGACGCUUCUUGGGAUGUGCAUCGUUGGACUUUAUAGCCAGAUGAGGGACAUUGUGUUUCAUGACCCCAUCACGGGUGAAGACCCAGCGCAGGCGCACCUCCGUGUAUGUGUGCGCGGCAAUCAUGCAGACACCACGGAGCACGGACGUGUCAACGGGGCAUUGGGUGAGGAGACACUGGCAAGGCAGUCCAUCUCGACAGUGCCAGGGGUCAAGGGCGGCAAAAUGGCCCUCACCCUGGACAACCGUCGUGUGCGCUCGAGUGGUGCCGUGGAAGGCGCAGCGAACGGCAUAGAGGUAAAGAGGGAAUCCUCACAUGGGCGAAAACGUGACGUGCAAUCACGGAGCUCAUCUUCUUCGUCAUCGUCUUCAACAACCUCGACGGCGCAUUCGUCAUCGUCCUCUCCCAGAAAUAGGGCAGCAGAGAGAGUGAGAGCAAGUGGUGGUGGUGGUUCACCUAACUUGGGCAACGUUUCUGGAGCCCCACCCCUACCGUCCUUUAGUGCCGCCGCACGACACCCUACCGUGACAGCUGUUAUGUCUGCGGCAGCUGCUCAUAAUAAUAAUAAUAAUAUUGAUGCUGCUACUGCUGAUGAUGAUGAUAGAUACAAGGAUGGCUACCCUGUAGAGUAUGUCACCCGCACCGGUGCCGCGACUACCCUGCCGCAGCAUGUAGAGCGUCAGCUAGCGACUGCUCCCUCAGAUCGUUUCCGCAUGCAUGUAUCGAUACGCUCUGGAAAAGACCUUCCGAUGGUGACGCUGACUCGCAGCGGGUCUCCUCUGGUGUCCGUCGUCGCUGCAGUCGAUCAACUUAAGAAUGGUGUCCGCUCCGCUGUCACAUCAGAUGGUCGCCUUGUCCUUGUCGACAGUGAGCAUCGUAUUUUCCAGCCUCCGACAACAUUCUUUGUUAUUGAAGACGUUUACAGUGGGGCGGAGUCACGUGCAGCUUCGCGAGGUGCCGUGCCUGAUUGGUACGUUGAAGCCGCAGUGCGUGGCGAGUACGACCGCACGCUAGUGGUUCCACACUCCCGCAACCCUCAGUACGAGUACGAGUGCGUCCUCUCACUUCCACGAGAAGCGGUGUGUCUGCGGCAAGCUGUCGACGGCGAGCGCGCCGUGCCACGCGCCAGAAAUUCACAGUUGGCGCCGGACUCUGAUCUGUCCAAGGCGUCACGUCCCUCCAUGUAUUUGCAGGAGAUGCGUCUGACGCUAUGGCACGCCCUGAACGACGUAGACCCCGUGGCAUCGACUGAGCCUGUGAACGACGAAAAGGAAUUCUGGGCGAGGACUGCGAUGUUGGGUGACUGCCGCGUUGACCUCCGCUCUCUGCGCUUCUUAAAAGUGCUUGAUGGAUGGUACCGCGUCAACUCAGCGGAGAAAGUUGAUGAAGUUGUUGGGUACGUUCGUGUCAGUGUGCGGCUGUUGUAG
Molecule: messenger RNA, 3057 nt
Organism: Trypanosoma grayi
Lineage: Eukaryota; Euglenozoa; Kinetoplastea; Trypanosomatida; Trypanosomatidae
Exons: 1
Coding region: 1-3057 (1018 amino acids)
Source: RefSeq, a predicted model, not a curated record